AUGUCCCAACACCAGUCCAAUCUGUCUCCUGAGAGGUUAGUGAGUCUGAUCGACACUACUUGGAGAGACUUCUCAGACACUCUCGUGCCGCUCACCAACAAUCAGCGAGAACGCAUCAAAAGAUGUUCGCUGCUGGUUACAACGGACCCUUCGACUAUUCACAAGAACGUACCCAAAAAGCGGGCGUACACGAUUUUGAAUGAUAUUAUGGGAAGUAGCGAAGAAUUGUUCUUUCUUUGUGCAUUGUCAGUUACCCCCACUGAACUCGGCACCAUGAAAUCGGAUGCAUAUCUCGCCAACCUCUUGGAAUGGAGGAAAGAAAAGACCUGUCCAAAAGGACUGAGAUAUGCAAUUGAGCACGAUUAUUCUCUCAUGCCGAAGAAGAAAGCCACACAUGACCCGGCGUAUCGAACGAUCCUCCAAGAGGAAGACCUUGCCAAUUUUAUGAAAAGUUAUUCCGGAAUGCAUGGAUCAUUUAUGAUCAGGAUACCGGACAAUAUCAAUGAAGACCCGGCCAUUGAGAUAUCACGUGAUAUGUGCCAAGCUCUCAUUAAAUAUGUUAUGGAAAAGACACAGGAAAGGAUGAAGCCUAUCGAAGCACCUCAGGAACAAGGAUAG
Messenger RNA from Penicillium canescens, 618 nucleotides. RefSeq lists its product as uncharacterized. The record is from RefSeq and is a predicted model, not a curated record. The transcript is spliced from 2 exons. Bases 1 to 618 code for a protein of 205 amino acids. Lineage: Eukaryota; Fungi; Ascomycota; Eurotiomycetes; Eurotiales; Aspergillaceae.